Molecule: messenger RNA, 1041 nt
Organism: Leptosia nina
Lineage: Eukaryota; Metazoa; Arthropoda; Insecta; Lepidoptera; Pieridae
Source: the annotation of a GenBank genome assembly
AUGGAGAUGAUUAAUAUGCCUCAUUUGCGGCACGCGCUCCCCUGCUACGGCGCUACGGCGCUACGGGCCGGCUACGGGCUAUCGGCUACGAGACGAAGCUACGACUCGAAUACGAUUCCGUAUGCCGACAAGAUCACUCCGGAGCCAAUCCUGAACAACAAUGCGGCCCGGGACACAAAAGCGGACUCGAUCAGGAACAGUUAUAAUAGCCAAUUCAAAGUUGGCAUUUACGGUUGGCGGAAGAAAUGCCUUUACAUUCUUGUCAUGGCCCUCAUGUUUAUGAUGAUUGUAAAUCUCGCUUUGACGCUGUGGGUUUUGAAGGUUUUAGAUUUUAAUUCGGAAGGAAUGGGCCAGCUUCGAAUAGUACCAGGUGGACUCCAGCUGCUCGGUCAAGCUCUUGUGCUGGAUUCUUUAUUCGCAUCAAGCAUAAAAUCGCGGCGAGGAUAUCCGAUUAGCUUCGAAUCAUCCAGGAAUUUUACAGUAUCCACUCGAGAUGCACUUGGUAUAGUGCAGAGUAGACUCUAUUUAGGUCACGAUCGCUUCGAAGUGAAUGUGGCCCGCCUCGAGAUUCGAGACUCUCGCGGUGGUUUACUCCUCGGAGCCGCCCAAGACUCGGUCACGGUCGGCGCGGACAAUUUGCUCGUAUCCAGCCCGGCCGGGGCAUCUUUCAACACGGCGGUACAAACUCCGCUCGUUAAAGCACCGCCCUCUAAACAACUGAUGUUAGAAUCACCGACGCGUUCCCUAGAGAUGCACGCGUCGCAGACGAUUGCGCUGGAGUCCCGCGCAGGUGAUAUCAGCGCUAGUUGUCUGACUACUUUUAAAUUGCGCUCCAUUGCUGGUUCGAUAAGACUAGACGCCCCAAGUAUCUACAUGCCAAAAUUAAAAUCUGCGCUACCGUUACCAGCAUCAGCAUCUCACACGCACGAUCCUCACCAUCAAAAUAUAUACCAGCUAUGCGCGUGCGCAAAUGGUAAACUAUUUCUCGCCCCACCGCACGGCGUGUGCGCGGCGCGCGAGGAAAGUCUUAUAUGUCGAUGA